Molecule: messenger RNA, 6305 nt
Organism: Stegostoma tigrinum
Lineage: Eukaryota; Metazoa; Chordata; Chondrichthyes; Orectolobiformes; Stegostomatidae
Gene: ano6
Product: anoctamin 6
Exons: 23
Coding region: 445-3333 (962 amino acids)
Biological process (GO): calcium activated phosphatidylserine scrambling; calcium activated phosphatidylcholine scrambling; chloride transmembrane transport
Cellular component (GO): plasma membrane
Molecular function (GO): protein dimerization activity; chloride channel activity
Source: RefSeq, a predicted model, not a curated record
AAUGCGCGAAAGCAACGCCAAAGCUCAAGAGAAAAGCCACUCAGAUGUAGGCAGCGCCUGAGAGAUUCCCUCAAACUUGUUUGCGGAAGCUCCCGAUCGCCUGAAAUUCCUGGCGGAGUGGAACGAGCGAACGAACGGGGUGGGGUCUGGACUGAGUUUGUGUGUCCGCGCGGGGGCUCAGUGUUUUUGUCAGAGACUCUCCACAGAAAAAGAAAGAGAAAAAAGACAAUAUUAUUAUUUUAGAGAUAGUUUUUUUUUGUUUUGCGGUCUCCCGUUGCUACCUGGAGACAGAAAGAUUCCCUUCAGAUCGCUUGCUGUCUGAAGGGAGGGAGGACGCUAUUUUGGUGCUUGACUUUUUUUUAAAAAAAGAAAAUUACUUUUAGCCCAAGCCAAGGACGGUAUUUAACAAGAAAAGGAGAUUUUUUUUAAAAAAAAGUGUUCAAGAUGACGGAUGUAGAUUCAGACGAGGAACAAUUGGAGAUGGAAGAAUUUCCUGACGGAGAUGAGGAGCUUUUUCAACAAGCCUGCAUCCCCAACUAUGGAACAAUACCAGGCGAGCAAGAACAUCUAGCAACUGAGUUGAGUCCGUAUAGAAAAGAGGCAACUUACUUAUUUGGUCCAUUGUCUAGGCUGCUCACUGCGAAUGGUGCAGGAUUUAUGAGCAAAUUCAUGGUUGAGUUUGAUGGGAAUGAAGACUCUGUCUUUUUUGCUGAUGGCCAACGUCGAAUCGAUUUUGUGUUGGUUUACGAGGAGGAGCACAGAAAACCGGGAGACAAAAAGAGAAUGAGAUCAAUUCUAAGCAGAAAGAGAAAAAGAGCAUUCUUUCAAGAAAACUUAAUGAAAGAAGGCGUACAGAUUGAAGCAACAAAAUCGGUUAUGGAUCGCAACCUUAUUUUUCUGAAACUCCACGCACCGUGGGAACUGCUCUGUCGUUAUGCUGAACUCCUUCAUAUCAAACUGCCUCUACAUUCCAAUGACAUGAAACAGAAACCCUCCACAUUCAACUGCAUCACUAAGAUUUUCUCAGUGGAUGAAGACAAAAUUCCACCAGAGCCUGAAUAUUUCACUGCGCCUUUUGAGAUGGAUCGUAUUAAAAGUUUCCAAAUUGACGAUCGUGAUUCUUUCUUCCCACCAGCUACUCGAAGCAGAAUAGUCAAGUACAUUUUGAAUCGCUGCGAAUAUAAAAGAGGAAGUCCAAACAAAUUUGGCAUUACCAAACUUUUGGACUCAAAGACAUACAGUGCAGCUUACACUCUCCAUGACUGUAAAUUCAAUCAGAAAUCAUCAGAUCCAUUAUGCCCCAAUGAGAGAUACCUUCUGUAUGAGGAGUGGGGUCACCCCAAGAAUUUUUACAAGCUGCAGCCUCUGGAUCUCAUCAGGAGGUAUUUUGGUGAGAAGAUUGGAAUCUACUUUGCUUGGCUUGGCUUCUAUACGGGAAUGCUGGCCAUUGCUGGAUUUGCAGGACUCGUCUGUUUUAUUUUUGGAAUACUGACUCUGGAUUACAACACAUGGAGUCAGGAAGUGUGUGAUCCUGAGAUUGGAGGUCGUAUGAUCAUGUGUCCCCAGUGUGACCGAGAUUGUACUUAUUGGAGACUCAAUGUUACAUGUGAAUCAUCAAGGAAAUUGUCUGUAUUUGACAACUAUGGAACUCUAGCCUACGCAGUGUUUAUGGGAAUUUGGGUGACUGUGUUUUUGGAGUUCUGGAAACGCCGUCAGGCAACAUUGGAGUAUGAGUGGGACACGGUGGAACUGGAGCAGGAAGAACCACGACGACCAGAAUAUGAAGCAAAAUGCACUAUUCCAAAAAAAAAUCCGAUCACACAGGAAGAAGAGUUGGUUCCUUACACAGCCUGUGGAAAAUGUAUGCGACUGGUUUGCGGUGGAAGCACAGUUCUUUUUUGGAUCUCAUUAAUUAUUGCCACAGUAAUUGCUAUUAUUGUCUAUCGGUUGGCUGCCUUUUUUAACUUCUCUGCCAAGCUGCCAGAAGCAAUAGAUGAAAAUCUGGAACCUCUCAAAGACUACCUGACCCCACAGAUGGCAACUUCUGUAACAGCAUCUCUCAUUAACUUUUUGUUCAUUAUGAUUUUGAAUAUUCUUUAUGAAAGAGUGGCAAUAUGGAUCACGGACUUUGAGCUUCCAAGAACACAGACAGACUAUGAAAACAGUCUAACUGUGAAGAUGUUUCUCUUCCAAUUUGUCAACUACUAUUCCUCUUGCUUCUACAUUGCUUUCUUCAAAGGCAAGAUUGUGGGUUAUCCUGGAGAUCCAGUUUACUGGUUGGGGAGAUUCAGAAAUGAAGAGUGUGACCCAGGCGGCUGCCUUAUAGAGCUGUCAACUCAGCUGCUGAUUAUAAUGGGAGGAAAAGCAAUAUGGAACAACGUUCAAGAAGUUCUCAUUCCGUGGUUAAAGAACCUUAUUGCUCGGUGUCGUGAAAAAUCAGAAGAGAAGCUUCCCCGAUGGGAGCAAGACUAUCAGCUGCAAUCCAUAUCAAAGUUGGGCUUAUUUUAUGAAUACCUGGAAAUGGUUAUACAGUUUGGUUUUGCCACCAUCUUUGUAGCAUCAUUCCCUCUGGCACCGCUGUUGGCACUGAUUAAUAACAUCAUUGAAAUACGAGUAGAUGGUUGGAAAAUGACCACACAGUUUCGACGGAUUCUGGCAGCCAAAGCACAAGAUAUUGGAGCCUGGCUGCCAAUCCUGCAUGGAGUGGCUGUUUUUGCAGCUGUGACAAAUGCACUGAUCAUUGCGUUUACAUCUGAUAUGAUUCCCAGGCUUGUUUACUAUUGGGCACUGUCCGUGCAACCUUUUGGAACACACAACAGCCCGACCAUGCAAGGUUACAUCAAUACGACUCUCUCUGUUUUCAGAGUAGCUGACUUCAAAAAUCUCAGCAAGCCCAGGAUUGUCCCCUCCUGGUUUGACCAUGAAACUGAUACCACCUGCAGGUACCGAGAUUUGAGAUAUCCUCCUGGUCACCCUCUACAGUAUAAUCACAGCCUUUAUUUCUGGCACGUGAUGGCAGCCAAACUGGCUUUUAUUAUUAUUAUGGAGCACGUUGUAUUUACAGUUGAAUGCUAUUCAAGAAAAUGGAAACUUCUUCAAAGAGUGCAAUGUAUUAAAGGCUGCUUGUCCAUGGUAAUUUGGCAGCCAUCUUCCUCCUCUACAGGGCUUAGACAGCUCAUGUGCAUCGGGUCUAGGCCUGAAACGUCAGCUUUUGUGCUCCUGAGAUGCUGCUUGGCCUGCUGUGUUCAUCCAGCUUCACACUUUAUUAUCUUGGAUUCUCCAGCAUCUGCAGUUCCCAUUAUCUCAUGUGCAUCUGUUGGCACUCACAGUUAGUUGUAUGUGUAAUAUGUGUCAUAAGGUGUCACACAUUGCCUGUCAUGUAAGUGAGAAAUUAUUUUAUCUGAAAUAUAUAAAAUAUAAUUCUGUCAUCUUGAUGUGUUUUUUGAAUUUCAAGAUGCUGUACUAAUAAAUUUGCACAAUCUUUGUGCCUGUAAAGCUUUAUAUAAUUAUUCUCCCACCUAGAGACAUUUUCUAAAGAACUAGUGAUAAUGUUUUUCCUUUAUGAUUAUUAUGACAUACCCGGAGCAUUAAGUAAUGAAAACAGUUAAUUAAGACAAAAUGAUAUAGGAGCAAAGCAUGUCUAAUUAAAAAUAUCAUGGCAUGAAUAUAUUUGCCAUUAAUGACUAAAUGUUACUUGAUUUCCUGUUAAACACUAACAGCAUUCUAAAGUAUAUUUUUGUACAACGUUUCUGCAUGCUAUUUUAAAAUUUAAAGGACUUCUUCCCAUUGGAACAGAUUUUACCCUGUCAUGGACUGAGUGAGCUGAAUACCAAUUGAGCUGAUUGAAACACUCACUGAUAGGUACCAUCGGUUUGACAGAUAUAUGUUUUCCACUAUAGCUUUGUGCUGAAGGUUGAGUUUUCAUUGACAAUUUGUUUGGUUCAGUCUAAUUUGUUUUGAAAAACUAUUUGAAUGCCUUAUAAGUUAAAAUCUCUACUGAUUGGAGUCAGACCUGGUGGUUGCGGUAUGACAGUUGUGGUUGGUGGAAGUCAAUUGUCUCAACUCAAAGACCUUUCUGCAGAAGUUCCUCAGAUAGUGUCUUAGGCCUAGCCAUCUUUUGCUGUUUCAUAAAUGACCUUCCUUCCAUCCUAAUGUCAGAUGUGGGGAUAUUUGCUAAUGAAAGCAGAAUGUUCAGCAUCAUUCGUGACUCCUCAGAUACUGAAGCUAUCUGUAUCCAAACACCGCAAGACUGAAUCAAUGCUUAGUCUCUAAUUUAUGGUAAGUAACAUUUGUGCUACAUGAGCGCCAAGCAACAGCUAUUUCUGAUGAAAGAAUGCAGCCAUUAUCUCUUGAUAUUUAAUAGUGUUACCAUCAUUGAAUUCCCUAAAUAUUAUUCAUAGAUGCAAGAGCAGGUCAUAGACUAGGAAUUCUGCAGCAAGUAACUCACCUCCUGACUCUUUAGGUCUUGUCCACUAUCCACAAGGCAUAAGUCUGAUGGAAUACUUCCCAAUUGCUUGGCACCUCAAAUAACACCUUCAUGUGCCAUCUAUAAGUUGCGCUGCAACUCACCAAGAUUUCUUAAACAACACUUUUCAAACCCAUGACCACAAUCAUUUUGAACGGACACGUUGGAACACCAGCACGUGCAAAUUUUCAUCCAAGCUGUACAGUAUCUUGAGUUGGAACUAUAUUGCUGUUCCUUUUCUGUUGUUGGGUCAAAAUCCUGGACCUCCACCCUACACUGCACCAUCUCCAGGGCAAUUAGAGAUGGAUGAUAAAACUGCCACAAUUUGUUUACUGUUGUCUGUAAAAUCUGACACGACUUUGUUUUCUGAUGGGCCAUGUUUCUUUCAUUCCUAUAUUAAUAUUGCAUAAAGGCAGUUUAUAUAUCAUUUACAUUUUCAUUCUUUUCAUUUGGAUCCAUUAAAAUCAACAAAGCAGGGUAAAAGUGGAGGGAUGGUUUCAUCCCUAAGUAAAUUAUAACCCUAUAUUAUGUCCUCCCUUGAAUUUUCAAUAGCAUUUCUAAUUAAUAAAAGAACUUUUUAAAAUCUGAGACGUAGCUGUUUUUAAUCAAAAACCUGGAACAUCAUAGCAGAAAAGGAGGAAGUUGUAUUAUUUUACAAUGAAAAAAAUCUCUCGCAAAUAAAUAUGGUCUGUCUUAUUUUGUCUGGUCCCAGAAAUUAUGGUGAUGAAUUCUAAAAUGGGAUGAAAUUGGUUAUUUACUGAGAGGAAGCAAUGAUACAAUGAAUAGCUCAAUCUUUCUCACUUUAGAAACCAGUGAACCUUGAUGUGUUUAGAGAAUAUUGGGAAGUAAAUACAUUUAAUUAGUAAACAACUCAACCAAUAUUGCUUUGCUCUAAGCUCUGGUUAGGAUGAAAUGAGCAUUUUUGCCAAAAUAUUGAUUACAUUCAUUUAGCUCUAAUAGGCUUAUCACAUUUAUUUCUCAACCGAGAUAACAGAUAUUCAGUCACAACCACAACUUGGUCAGGAGGGUGUAUUUUAUUUAACUCGAUAUUAGUGGAAAAGUUAAGAGUUCAUUAUGUGGCUGAGCAAAUGUAUCAUUUACACAUUUUAUGUUAAGCAUAUACAACAUGUUUAGUAUUUUCUUUACUUUUAGAGCUUGUAAUGAAGCCACAAUGUGGAUCGUAUCAUGCAAUUCUCUAACAUGCAAUUAGAACAUAGAACAUAGAACAUAGAACAGUACAGCACAGAACAGGCCCUUCAGCCCACAAUGUUGUGCCGACCAUUGAUCCUCAUGGAUGCACCCUCAAAUUUCUGUGACCAUAUGCAUGUCCAGCAGUCUCUUAAAUGACCCCAAUGACCUUGCUUCCACAACUGCUGCUGGCAACGCAUUCCAUGCUCUCACAACUCUCUGUGUAAAGAACCUGCCUCUGACAUCCCCUCUAUACUUUCCUCCAACCAGCUUAAAACUAUGACCCCUCGUGCUAGCCAUUUCUGCCCUGGGAAAUAGUCUCUGGCUAUUGAGCAUACAACCAUCUCUACCAAAGAACACCAAUAAUUUGGAAUAAAAUAUUAGUUUUUAAUUUUUGUUUUUUUCUUGAAAGCACUUGAUAUAUUAAAUUGUAUUGUAACUGUGAAUAUGGUUAAUUGCAAUCAUCAAAAUUUACUUUGUUGGAAUUCAUUAACUAAAUUGUAUUGAUUGUUACUUUGUAAUUAAAAAUAUCUCCCAUGUUUCUAUACAAAAAUAACUGACUUGCAUUCAUUUAACAACCUCUGUACUGGAGAUGUCUAAAAUUAUUUCCUGAUAUGGGACCAAUCAAAAUAUGUGGAGUUAUAUGUAUGAA